GGGCGUUGGGAGCGACCGUUGAGGGGCGGGGCUCCACCGAGUGCACCGGGGCGGGAAGCAGUUGCCCCGAGAGGCGCUUAGCGCCUGGUGCGAUUGCCACCGCCAGCUCUUCCUCCUCCUCCAAACAAUGGACGAGUCCCCGAUGGUAGCUGGGCCCUUCCUGGCUGGUCCGGUCGCCAUGGGCGGGGAGAACGAGGCUGAAAGCCGGCAAGGCCCUGCGGACCGGGCCAACGGAGAGUCGCGGCUCAACCUCUUGGACACUUGUGGGGUGUGCAGGCAACACAUCCAGAGCCGGCGGCCUAAGCUGCUUCCUUGCCUUCACUCGGUCUGCCUGCGUUGCCUACCCCCUCCUCAUCGCUACCUCAUGCUGCCACCUCCCGCAGCCCCUUCGCCCGGCGGCGGCCCCAAAGACCCACCGCUGCCGCCGCCGCCGCUUCAACCGUCCCCGGUGCCCUCUUCGCCGGUCUCCGCGCCGCCUUCGCCGCUGCAUUGCAAUCCGGUUGGUGUCGUUCGCUGUCCAAUUUGUGGCCAGGAAUGUGCAGAAAGACACAUUAUUGACAACAUCUUUGUGAAGGAUACUACUGAGGUUCCCAGUAGUACAGUGGAGAAGUCAAAUCAGGUUUGUACAAGCUGUGAAGACAAUGCAGAAGCCAAUGGCUUUUGUGUGGAGUGUGUUGAGUGGUUAUGCAAGACAUGUAUACGGGCUCAUCAGAGAGUGAAAUUCACAAAAGACCAUACAGUCAGACAAAAAGAAGAGGUUUCUCCAGAAGCUGUUGGUGUAACCAGUCAAAGACCCGUGUUCUGCCCUUACCACAAAAAGGAGCAGCUGAAACUCUAUUGUGAAACGUGUGACAAGUUGACGUGUCGGGAUUGUCAGUUGCUGGAACACAAAGAACAUAGAUACCAGUUUAUAGAAGAAGCGUUUCAGAAUCAGAAAGUGAUCAUUGACACUCUUGUUACAAAACUGAUGGAGAAAAGCAAGUAUAUAAAAUAUACAGGGGAACAGAUUCAAAAUAGAAUCCAUGAAGUGAAUCGGAAUCAAAAACUGGUGGAACAAGAUAUUAAAGUUGCUAUUUUCACAUUGAUGGUAGAAAUAAACAAAAAGGGGAAAGCUCUGCUGCAUCAGCUUGAGUGUCUAGCUAAGGAACACCGGGCUAAGCUUCUACAACAGCAGCAAGAAGUGACAGGACUUUCUAAACAACUGGAACACGUUAUGAACUUUUCUAAGUGGGCAGUCUCCAGUGGGAGCAGCACAGCAUUAUUGUACAGCAAACGCCUGAUUACAUACCGGUUACGAUACCUCCUUAGAGCAAGGUGUGAUGCCUUACCAGUAUCUAAUGCUACCAUUCAGUUUCACUGUGAUCCUAGUUUCUGGGCUCAAAAUAUUUUCAACUUAGGUUCUUUGGUAAUUGAAGAUAGUGAAAUCCCACCACAUAUGCCUAAAAGCCCUGUGAUGGAACCAAACAUACAGCCACAAAGUGGUUUGCCUUCAAAUCAACUAUCCAAGUUCCCGACGCAGAUCAGUUUAGCUCAACUUCGACUUCAGCACAUGCAGCAGCAGGUGCUUGCUCAGAGGCAGCAGGCACAGCGGAGGACAGGUCCUGUGGGGCUCCCAGAUCCUAGAAUUGCAGGACCCAUGCACCAGACUCCUCCUCCUCCACCACCACCACCUCCUCCUCUUCCUCCUCCUCCUCAGCAGCCACCUCCACGUUUGGUUAACUUUCAGAAUCACAAUCUCAAAUCCAUUGGAUCAGUUCCUCUGGCUCAACCAGUGAGGUUACCUCAAAAUCAGAGCAUACCACAUGCAUCUGUAAAGCAAACUCCACUACAGAUGGCAAUUUUGGCACAGCAAGCCAUUAAACAGUGGCAGAUCAACAGUGGUCACGUUUCAGCUACUUCCUCGAGUGCUAGCAGUACAACUUCAACUCCCUCCAGUCCCACUAUUAAUAGUGUUGCUGGAAAUGACGGGAAGACUUUUGCUCCACCUAUGAUUGAUCUGACUUCAACAAUGAGUGGUUCCUAUACAUUGCCUUCUCUACCAGAUAUUGACUGUUCAGGAAGUGUUCCAUUGGAAAGUAUUGGGAGGAGAGAGGCAAUUGCAGAGCAGACCCAAACCAAACCACCUUCACGCAAAACUGUGCAGUCUCCUAAUUCUUCAGUUCCGUCUCCAGGACUUUCAGGGUUGGUUACAGUUUCUGCUGUCCAUCCUCCAAUGCGUUCACCCAGUGCCUCUAGUGUUGGAAGUCGAGGCAGCUCUAGUUCUUCUAGCAGACCAUCAGGUGCAGAUUCAACCCAGAGAGUCCCUGUGGUCAUGUUAGAGCCUAUCAGAAUAAAACAAGAGUCUGGCAUGCCAAGUGAGAACUAUGAUUUCCCAGUUGUCAUAGUGAAGCAGGAAACAGAUGAAGAAUCCCGGAAGCAAAAUUCCAGAUUUCCAAGAGCCUUGCUUUCCUCAGCGUUAAUGAAUAGCAGCCACUCUUCUGAAGCAUCAGCCUUGAGAACAGAAGCACCAGACAGUACAGGUGACCAACCCUCCAAUGGCAAGGCAGCAUGGAUAGGGGCUCCACACGGUGGAGACAGCAGAAAAGAUGAUGAUCCUAACGAGGAUUGGUGUGCAGUAUGUCAGAAUGGAGGAGAACUUUUGUGUUGUGAUAAGUGUCCUAAAGUGUUCCACCUUUCAUGUCAUGUUCCCACAGUCAGGAAUUUUCCAAGCGGUGAAUGGAUUUGCACAUUCUGCCGUGAUUUGUCUAAACCAGAAGUAGAAUAUGAUUGUGGUGUCUCAAGUCAUGUUUCUGAAGAAAAAAGAAAACUGGAAGGCAAUCUGGGUUUGGCACCUAUAGAUCAGAGGAAGUGUGAAAGAUUACUUCUGUACCUUUACUGCCAUGAAAUGAGCCUUGCUUUUCAAGAUCCAGUCCCUCCCACAGUGCCUGACUACUACAAAAUAAUUAAGAAGCCAAUGGAUUUGUCAACAAUCAAGAAUAGAUUGCAAACACAUCACACAGUAUAUACAAAACCAGAAGAUGUUAUAUCUGAUUUCAGACUGAUAUUUCAAAACUGUGCUGAAUUUAAUGAGCCUGAUUCUGAAAUAGCUGAUGCUGGAAUGAAACUAGGAGCUUACUUUGAGGAACUUCUGAAGAAUCUUUUUCCGGACAGAAAAUUCUCUGUUCAGCCUUAUUGCCAUUCUGGUAGAGAUAGUCCAGCCCUAACAGAUGACUCAGACGAUGAUUUUGUGCAACCCCGGAAAAAACGCCUCAAAUGGGAAGAGCACCAGUUUUUUUAAAUAAGCUGGUUAUAUGUACUCUUGAGCAUUUUUUACUUAAAUAUUUAUCAAUUUUCAUUUUGUAAAGAUAAUUUUUAACAUCAUUGAUUUCUACAGAUAUGGACACUUACUGGAACUAAUGCCUUCCCCUGUUGGUUUAUAUCUACCAAGGAGUUGGGCAUACGGGAAAUCUGUAAUUUUAAGCUUAUUUGGAAAUGCGUUACACUCCCAGUCCACAGGGAAAGCAGUUUUGUUUGAAAAAAAUAAAAACAACUAAAAUUACUAUUGGAAAUUGCUAUUUUAAGAAAAUGGGAUCUCAGUAGAAAUUAAUCUACCAAAGGCAUGUGGCUGGCCAGAAUUGUAAUUCUUUGUACUAUACUUAACCAUUAGCCACUGGGGGAAGAAAAGCACAUGGUUUGAUAUUGUCCUAAGUUCCUGAGAAGUACAAUGAAACUGUAGUUUUCCCAGAUACUUGUGCCCUAAAAUGUAAGGAGUGGGGAGAUGAAUUAAAAUUCUUUGAAAACUUA
Molecule: messenger RNA, 3783 nt
Organism: Candoia aspera
Lineage: Eukaryota; Metazoa; Chordata; Lepidosauria; Squamata; Candoiidae
Gene: TRIM24
Product: tripartite motif containing 24
Exons: 19
Coding region: 128-3277 (1049 amino acids)
Cellular component (GO): chromatin
Molecular function (GO): protein binding; zinc ion binding
Source: RefSeq, a predicted model, not a curated record